AUGUCUGGUCGUCGAGUUCCCCUGUCAAAUAACCAGAAUAUUGCCAACUCCCCCAUACGAAACCCCGGGCUCUUUGCUAAAAACAAACGUCCCUCAGCUCAAGUCCAGCGAGAGGAUCAAUAUGGCCAACCACCUCCAGCUAAGAAACAGAUCAUUGAAGGGGGCACUCAACGCUCAUUGAAGUCUCCUUCCCAAAAUCAGCGGGUACCUAAGAGCCAAAUUCCUAUACAAACACGACGUAAUGCGAACAGCUACGAAAAUAAGUUGGCCAGGGAGAGAUCUGGCCAGCACCAGCAACACCAACAGCAUACCACCACGAGCACCCCCAGAUACACCGAAAAGGAUAUAGAAGAUAUACAAGUUUGGCAACAGCAUCAUCGGGCUAGGUUCCCGAAGCUUGUCUUCUAUCUUGAAAAGGUUCCCAACGAUGCUCAUAAGAAGUUGGCCAAGCAAAUUUCGGCCCUAGGUGGUCGCGAAGCGGCUUUCUUCUCCAUUGAAAUCACACACGUCGUUACGACACGACCUAUCCCUUCCGAAAAGAGCGUAACCCGCCGAGAUGAAGAGGAAACUGGUACCGAUAAGCAUCAAGAGAAUGAUCAGGAGCAGGAGCAAGAGCAUCACCAUGGUGAAGUUAAAACAAUUAAUCCUUCUUUGUUAACUCGAUUGUCGGAGGCUUCUGUGAGACAGAAUCUCUUUAAUAGAGAUAUCCGGGCCCGAAAAAUGCCCUCGCAGACUCUUGAUGAAUCCAUAAGUCAGCCGAAGCGGAAUAUGGAUGUGCUUCUUCGCGCCAGAGAGAUGGGGAAGAAGAUAUGGUCAUUGGACAAGUUGCAACGCAUGCUGUCACUGCUCCUCGAAACCGAUCCAUACGUCAGUGCGGAAAUCGCGUACGGUUCUCGAAAGAUUAGGGAGGCCGAACCUCGUACUGCCGAAGACCGUAACUUGCUACGCCUUCUUCAUAAUGAGCGUGUCAACGGACGAUCCGACCGAGACCCUACCGUUAAUGAUCAAGAACUGCAUUUGUUUAAAGGCCCGUAUAUAUACAUAUAUGAUAUGGACGAGAAGCAGAAACCCAUCAUGGUCAAAGAAUAUAAGAAGGUUGCCGACAAAUCAAGGGGAGAAUGGCCACAGUUCCGGACUGCUGCUCUGGGACGUUGCCCGUUCAUCGAGGAGUAUGAACCCAGGGAGCCCCGGCCUCAACCUAAACCGAAAACCCAAGAGACUAGGGCUACUACUGCUGCUGCGACUGCUGCUGCUGCUGCUGCUGCUGCUGAAAAUAAACCUGUCCUUCAUCCCGCAAAGAUGGAGCCACCGAAACCUAUAACAGGAAAGCGAUCAUUGGGCGAGAUGGAGAAUAGCCACUCUCGAGGCUCUAGCGUUACCUCGUUUGAGAUGUCUAACUCAUCCAGGUUCCCCUUCGGCCAAGCGGCGGACUCUCGGUCCAAUGCAUUCACUGGUCGUGCUGCUACUCGGCUAUUUGGCGGUGAACCAGUUGCUUCUGGUGUCCAGCCUUCGAAUAUAACAUCAGCAAUUCGAUCUCAGAUGGUCUCUUCAACUGCCACUACUCCGGGAGUUAUCACUGGCUUGAGCAAGGAAGUUCACGAUCUUCAACGUCAGGUCCUGAAGCGCAAUAGUACUGCGACUUCACAAGACUUGAGCUCUCGUCGCAAUGCUGAAAUAAGCUUGCGAGACGACGUUCCAGUCAAACGGACAUUGAACCUCAGUCGCACCUCAAGUCGAAAGCUAGAGGCGGUGGAAGAUAAUGUGACUGAUAAGGAUUUGCGUCAGAACGUCAAGGUCACUGCGCGUGCAGAGAAACGUGAGACGGCAAAGUCCAAGAAGAGCGAUCUUAAACCUGGAUAUUGCGAAAAUUGUGCAGAAAAAUAUGCCGAUUUUGAUGAGCAUAUUCUAUCCAAGAAGCAUCGCAAAUUUGCUGACGACGGCGAGAACUGGACCGAGCUAGAUAAUCUCCUUUACCAGCUUCAACGCGCGCCCAAACCGAAAUCCUUCUCGUCCAGGACACCAUCUCUCCAGGAAAGUGACGAGUUGUCCUAA
Molecule: messenger RNA, 2052 nt
Organism: Hypoxylon fragiforme
Lineage: Eukaryota; Fungi; Ascomycota; Sordariomycetes; Xylariales; Hypoxylaceae
Product: Dfp1/Him1, central region-domain-containing protein
Exons: 3
Coding region: 1-2052 (683 amino acids)
Biological process (GO): positive regulation of nuclear cell cycle DNA replication; regulation of cell cycle phase transition
Cellular component (GO): Dbf4-dependent protein kinase complex; nucleus
Molecular function (GO): nucleic acid binding; zinc ion binding; protein serine/threonine kinase activator activity
Source: RefSeq, a predicted model, not a curated record